ACGACAACGUUCGGAAUCAACGGGAGCAUCUAGUCCUCCACUUGGCGAAUUCCCAAAUGCGGCUCCACCCUCCUUCAAAGCAGCCGGAUGAACUCGACCGUACGGUGCUUCGUCGGUUCCGCCAGAAGCUCCUUCAGAGUUACUCUUCGUGGUGCUCGUAUUUAGGUCGGAAAUCUAAUGUACGGCUCUCGAACCGGCAGGACCAGAGUGAUGCCCGACGAGAAUUGCUAUAUGUGUCGCUUUACCUUUUAAUCUGGGGCGAGUCUGCUAAUCUUCGAUUUGUUCCUGAAUGUAUAUGUUACAUCUAUCACUUUAUGGCGAUGGAACUUAACCAGAUUCUUGACGAAUACAUAAACCCCGACACGGGUAGGCCAUAUUUGCCUUCGUUUCAUGGGGACUGUGGAUUUUUGAAGAGUGUGGUAAUUCCCAUUUACCAGACUAUUAAGACUGAGGUCGAGAGUAGCAGAAAUGGUACAGCACCACAUUCGGCGUGGAGAAAUUACGACGAUAUCAAUGAGUAUUUCUGGAGUAGAAGGUGUUUCAACAAUCUUAAGUGGCCCUUAGAACUAAAUAGUAAUUUCUUUGCCACGAUAGAGAAAAACAGGCGAGUCGGGAAGACAGGUUUUGUGGAGCAGAGGUCGUUUUGGAACAUAUUUAGGAGCUUUGACAAGCUUUGGGUAUUGUUAAUAUUGUUUUUACAAGCUUCUAUCAUUGUUGCUUGGCAGGGGAAGCAGUAUCCAUGGAUAGCUCUGAAGAGUAGGGACCUGCAGGUGGAAUUGCUCACCGUAUUCAUCACUUGGAGCAGUCUGCGGUUGUUUCAGGCCGUGCUUGAUGCUGGAACUCAGUAUAGUUUGGUUUCGAGGGAAACCAUAUGGCUAGGCGUUAGAAUGCUUCUAAAGGGCUUGGCUGCCACUGCUUGGAUUAUAGUUUUUGCCUUAUUUUAUGCUCGGAUUUGGAGUCAAAAGAAUUUGGAUGGCUUUUGGUCAGAUAAGGCAAAUGGGAAGAUUAUUGUUUUUCUUCAGGCUGUCUUUGCUUUUCUUAUCCCAGAGUUGCUGGCAUUGCUAUUCUUUGUUCUUCCAUGGAUUAGGAAUGGACUCGAGAAAUUAGAUUGGAAAGUGAUGUAUUUAUUUACAUGGUGGUUUCAUACUCGAAUUUUUGUUGGACGUGGCUUGCGUGAAGGGCUUAUUGAUAAUAUCAAGUACACAGUUUUCUGGGUAGCAGUAUUGGCUUCUAAAUUUGCUUUUAGUUAUUUCCUUCAGAUCCAGCCCCUUGUUGGUCCAACCAAGGGGCUUUUGAAACUCAAGGGUCCUUAUAAAUGGCAUGAGUUUUUUGGUAGCACCAAUAUUGUUGCGAUUGUGAUGUUAUGGACUCCUGUUGUGCUGAUAUACCUCAUGGAUUUACAGAUAUGGUAUUCUAUCUACUCAUCAUUUGUUGGUGCUAUAGUUGGGCUGUUUUCACAUUUGGGUGAGAUUCGUAAUAUUGGUCAGCUAAGGCUUAGAUUUCAAUUUUUUGCUAGUGCAAUGCAAUUUAAUCUUAUGCCAGAGGAAAAACAGCUCACACUUGAGAUGACAGUUCUGAAGAAAUUCCGUGAUGCCAUCCACCGACUGAAGUUGCGAUAUGGACUGGRCCAAACUUACAAAAAAAUUGAAUCAAGUCAGGUAGAUACUACCAGGUUUGCAUUGAUUUGGAACGAGGUAAUGAUAACUAUGAGGGAAGAAGAUCUCAUCAGUGAUAGAGAUUUCGAGCUCUUGGAGCUUCCACCUAAUUGUUGGAACAUUAGGGUAAUCCGUUGGCCAUGUUUCCUCCUUUGCAACGAGCUGCUCCUUGCUCUCAGCCAGGCAACAGAGCUUGAAACUAAAUCUGACGAGGAUCUCUGGUCAAAGAUAUGCAAGAACGAGUAUCAGAGAUGUGCUGUAAUUGAAGCAUAUGAUAGUGUGAAGGCCUUGCUUUUGAAUAUUGUUAAAUAUGGUUCUGAAGAAAACUCAAUUGUUACAAAAUUAUUCAUGGACAUUGAUUCUGUUAUUAUAAUGGGGAAGUUCACGGAGGCAUACAAGUUAACUGUGCUACCAGAAAUUCACACCAAGUUAAUUUCACUUGUUGAGCUUCUAAUUGGAACGAAGAAAGAUCUGAGCAAGGCAGUGAAUAUAUUACAGGCCUUGUAUGAACUUUCCAUUAGAGAGUUCCCAAGAUCGAAGAAAUCCACCAAGCAAUUGAGAGAAGAAGGGUUGGCGUUUCGUAACUCAGCUGCUGAAGAAGGAUUUCUCUUUGAGAAAGCUGUUGAGUUUCCUGAUAUAGAGGACAAAACAUUUUAUAGGAAUGUCCAGCGUCUGCAUACAAUUCUUACAUCUAGAGACUCAAUGCAUAACGUCCCUUCCAAUCUUGAGGCUAGAAGACGAUUAGCUUUCUUUAGCAAUUCACUUUUUAUGAACAUGCCUCGUGCUCCAUUUGUUGAAAAAAUGAUGCCUUUCAGUGUUCUGACCCCUUACUAUGAUGAAGAAGUUGUGUAUGGUAAAGAAAUGCUGCGAAGUGAAAACGAGGAUGGUGUUUCAACUUUGUUCUAUCUGCAGAGAAUCUAUGAAGAUGAGUGGAGGAAUUUUAUGGAGCGGAUGCGUAGGGAGGGUUUGGAGCACGAGGAUGACAUAUGGACAAAGAAAUCGAGGGACCUUCGUCUUUGGGCAUCAUAUAGGGGCCAGACUUUAUCUCGAACUGUUAGGGGAAUGAUGUAUUAUUAUAGGGCACUAAAACUGUUUUCAUUUCUAGACUCUGCAUCUGAGGAGGUCAUUAGAAUGGGAUCACAAGAAAUUGCUUCACAUGGUUCAAUAACCCGGAAACAUGGCUUGGAUGGUUUUCAUUCAACACAACCUCCUGCUUCCGGGGAUUUGGAUAAUGCAUCUACUGGAGUAGACCUGUUAUUUAGAGGACGUAAAUAUGGGAGUGCCCUUAUGAAAUUCACCUACGUGGUUACCUGCCAGGUUUAUGGGCUACAAAAAGCAAAAAAAGACUCUCGUGCAGAGGAGAUUUUAAAUUUGAUGAAGGAGAACGAAGCCCUUAGAGUUGCAUAUGUUGAUGAAGUUCACCGUGGGAGAGAUGAAGUUGAGUUUUACUCUGUUCUCGUUAAGUAUGAUCAAGAGCUACAGAGGGAGGUGGUGAUCUAUCGAAUCAGGUUGCCUGGUCCCUUGAAGCUUGGGGAAGGGAAACCGGAAAAUCAGAACCAUGCAAUUAUCUUUACAAGGGGUGAUGCAGUUCAGACCAUUGACAUGAACCAAGAUAAUUAUUUCGAGGAGGCACUCAAAAUGCGAAAUUUGUUGGAGGAAUUCAACAACAAUUAUGGUAUUAGGAAGCCAACCAUCUUGGGUGUUCGUGAGAAUGUCUUCACUGGUUCCGUGUCCUCUCUUGCUUGGUUCAUGUCCGCACAAGAGACUAGCUUUGUGACCCUAGCACAGAGAGUUCUAGCAAACCCGUUAAAGGUAAGAAUGCACUAUGGUCACCCUGAUGUAUUUGAUAGAUUCUGGUUUCUGACUCGUGGUGGAAUCAGCAAGGCUUCCAGAGUGAUUAAUAUUAGCGAGGAUAUAUUUGCUGGCUUCAAUUGCACCCUUAGGGGGGGCAAUGUGACACACCAUGAAUAUAUACAGGUGGGCAAGGGAAGAGAUGUCGGAUUAAAUCAGAUCUCUAUGUUUGAGGCCAAGGUGGCUAGCGGCAACGGUGAGCAGGUUUUGAGCAGGGAUAUAUACCGGCUGGGCCAUAGAUUGGACUUCUUUCGAAUGCUUUCAGUUUUCUACACAACCGUAGGGUUCUAUUUCAACACAAUGCUUGUAGUACUUUCUGUUUAUACAUUUUUAUGGGGUCGGCUUUAUCUCGCACUUAGUGGGGUUGAGGAUGCAGCAGCAGCAAGUACGGGAAACAAUAGGGCCCUUGGGGCCAUCUUGAAUCAGCAGUUUGUAAUCCAACUUGGUCUCUUCACUGCACUACCAAUGAUUGUGGAGAACACCCUAGAGCAUGGGUUUCUUCCAGCAGUUUGGAACUUCUUGACAAUGCAGUUGCAGCUAGCAUCAUUUUUUUACACUUUCUCUUUGGGAACUCGUACCCAUUUCUUUGGACGAACUAUUCUUCAUGGUGGAGCUAAGUACCGAGCAACAGGACGUGGGUUUGUGGUGCAGCACAAGAGCUUCGCUGAAAACUACAGACUUUAUGCUCGAAGCCACUUUGUGAAAGCAAUUGAGCUCGGGGUUAUUUUAAUAGUGUACGCUUCACAGAGCCCUCUGGCUACAAGUACUUUUACUUUUAUCAUUUUAUCAAUCUCUUGCUGGUUUCUUGUGGUUUCGUGGAUAAUGGCCCCCUUCAUAUUUAAUCCUUCUGGGUUUGAUUGGUUGAAGACAGUAUAUGACUUUGAUGAUUUUAUUAAUUGGUUAUGGAAUACUGGUGGAGUGUUUUCAAAAGCAGAACAGAGUUGGGAAGCAUGGUGGCUCGAGGAAAACAGCCAUCUGAGAACAACUGGUCUUUGGGGAAAACUUCUAGAGAUCAUUUUGGAUCUUCGUUUCUUCUUCUUCCAGUAUGCUAUUGUAUAUCACCUUAAUAUUACUGGUCACAACAAAAGUAUAGCUGUCUACUUUAUUUCCUGGUUAUCCAUGAUUGCACUUGUCGGUAUUUACAUAGUUAUAGCAUAUGCUCAGGACAAGUAUGCUGCGAAGGAGCAUAUAUAUUAUCGACUAGUUCAAUUAAUAGUCAUAGUGAUUACAGUGCUCGUGCUUAUUAUACUGAUGCAGUUCACUCCCUUUAACACGGGUGACCUUGUUACUUGUCUCUUGGCAUUCAUUCCCACUGGCUGGGGCAUAAUAUCAAUAGCCCAGGUGCUUAGACCUUUCCUGCAAACCACCGUCGUAUGGGAUACUAUUGUUUCCUUGGCUCGGUUGUAUGAUCUACUGUUUGGAGUGAUUGCCAUGGCUCCUUUGGCACUGCUCUCAUGGUUGCCUGGUUUCCAGUCGAUGCAAACAAGAAUCUUAUUCAAUGAAGCCUUCAGCCGAGGCCUCCAGAUAUCUCGUAUCAUUGCUGGCAAAAAGAGUGUAUGAGAUGUGAAUUCAGGUUUUCAAGCUUUCGGGUUGCGUAACUACUAUGUGCAUUCAAUGAAAUCAAGCAACGGCUUUUUCACGCAAAAGGACUUUGGAGUUCCUUUAGAUUCAAGAUUUGUACAUACUGUUCAUAUGUAAUGCAGUAGUCCAUGCACUAUUGCUGUUGAUCACCAACAAUUUACUGAGGGCAUUUUGACUAAUUAUCCAGUCCUCUGUAUUUCAUUAAAAAUCAGUUCUAAUAGAACUUUCCUCUGCCCUGUUCAUGCUGACAACCUUAAUGAUUUUAUAUUUCUGUUUUUUGACUUAUGACUAUGUUGUUCAAGAUCCAGUGAAUUGAGUAACUGAAAUGAAAAAUCAGUUCUGAUAGAACUUUCCUCUGCCA
This is a messenger RNA of Momordica charantia (bitter melon), 5448 nucleotides long. RefSeq names its product glucan synthase-like 1 (gene GSL1). Lineage: Eukaryota; Viridiplantae; Streptophyta; Magnoliopsida; Cucurbitales; Cucurbitaceae. The record is from RefSeq and is a predicted model, not a curated record. Gene Ontology annotation, cellular component: 1,3-beta-D-glucan synthase complex; plasma membrane. Gene Ontology annotation, biological process: (1->3)-beta-D-glucan biosynthetic process. Gene Ontology annotation, molecular function: 1,3-beta-D-glucan synthase activity.